AUGGCGGGCGACGAGCACUUCCUUCCUGUCAGCAGUAAUCAGAUCCUUGACACGCUGAUCAUGGACCCCGCGUGGGACUUCCCGCAAUUCCCCGCACUCCAUUCCCACACGGUGUCCCUGACGACAGGAGAUGGACCCUUCCUGCAUAUCCUGGAGCAACCCAAACAGAGAGGCUUCCGUUUCCGAUACGGCUGUGAAGGUCCGUCUCACGGCGGCCUGCCCGGAGCGUCCAGCGAGAAGAACAGGAAGACGUAUCCUACUGUUAAGAUCUGUAACUACCAGGGUCCAGCACGCGUGGUGGUCCAGCUGGUGACGGCGCUGACUCCGCUCCCUCAACUGCACGCCCACAGUCUGGUGGGGAAGCAGUGCGACAAUGGCGUCUGCAUCGUGGAUGUUCCUUCCAAAGACACCAACGUCACUUUUCCCAACUUGGGCAUCCAGCACGUGACCAAGAAGAAUGUGGCCAAGACAUUGGAGGAGCGUAUGACCGAAGCCUUCCGGAUGGGUUACAACUACGGCGUCAGCAUCCACCCGGACCUGGACGCCGUGCAGGGCGAGGGACGCGUGCCCCGCGAGCUGACCGAGCGCCAGCGUGGCGUCAUCGGCAGCGCCGCCUGCGCCCAGGCUAAGGAGAUGGACCUGAGCGUGGUGCGCCUCAUGUUCACCGCCUUCCUCCCCGACAGCGACGGCGGCUUCACCAGACCUCUGCAACCCGUCGUCUCGCACCCCAUCUACGACAGCAAGGCUCCCAACGCGUCCAACCUGAAGAUCGUCCGAAUGGACCGCACGGCCGGCUGCGUGAGUGGCGGAGAAGAAGUCUACCUCCUGUGUGACAAAGUCCAGAAAGAUGACAUCCAGGUGCGCUUCUUCGAGGAAGACGACUCGGGCCUGACCUGGGAAGCUCUGGGGGAUUUCUCGCCCACCGACGUGCACAGACAGUUCGCCAUCGUCUUCAAAACGCCCAAGUAUCGAGACCAGAACCUACAGAGGCCCGCUAACGUCUUCGUUCAGCUCAAGAGGAAGUCUGACAACGAGACCAGCGAGCCCAAACCCUUCACAUACCACCCGCAGAUCAUAGACAAAGAGGAGGUGCAGAGGAAGCGUCAGAAGACCUUGCCCAACUUGCAGGACUUCAGCGACCACAGCGGCAGCGGAGCAGGAGCGGGAGCUGGAGGAAGUUUGCACCGAGGAGGCCAAGGCUCUGCCGGAGGAGCUUUCAUGCAGGGUUUCUCCACCUUCAACUAUGGGAGAGGAGGAGCGGCAGUGGGCGGAGCUUGUCCCGGAGGAUACGCCGCCGCUCUCGGAGGAGGCGGAGUCAAACACGAAAUUUUGCCCGGCAACUGGGCGCACAGACCGGACGUCGACAAUGAAGAGGUGGCAGCGAGCGGCGGGAACGCGGCGGCCGUCUCCCUGCACGCAGCCGCGCGGACACCGCGGCUCCCUCUGAUGGCGAUGCAGGAGAAGGACGGAGACAUUGAGAUACACUCGGCCGGCCCGACCGGGACGCUCGCCGCUCUACCCGGAGACGAAGCUUUUGACGUGAGGAACCAUCUCUUCCAGGUGCUGGAGCUUCUAAGCGGUGAGGAGCAGCGUCCCAAAUAUCCCGACGUAGCUCUCGCGUCCUCGGGCGAAGGCCAUCCUGAGCGGCGAACCAAAGCCCAAAGGGAAAAACUGGCUGACACGCUGACCCGGGGAAUCCUCAAUGCCACCUUCACACUCAACCCGGACGCCAUCAAGACGCUCAUGGACAGUUAUGAGGUGUCUGGCAGCACGGCGCGAAACCCAGAAGCUACGCUCGGAUCGGCCGCUUCCCGCCUCGACGAGGUGCUGUGUUCCCGCGAUGACCGGCGCCUCCCCGCUGCACCGUUCUGUCACUUCCGGCCAGGGGAGGCCGAGGCCCUCGUGCGCGACGGCGGGGUGAGGCUUACGCUGGCGUGA
This is a messenger RNA of Nerophis lumbriciformis (worm pipefish), 1938 nucleotides long. Lineage: Eukaryota; Metazoa; Chordata; Actinopteri; Syngnathiformes; Syngnathidae. The record is from RefSeq and is a predicted model, not a curated record.